ACUUGGCACAUAACUUGGCACAUAAAUACCAAGACAAGAGCCGCCUUGGAGGUCAUCCUUGGCCUGCACCGCUGCCACCUCCCAUCACCAUCCGCGCCCCGUACCUGCCAAGUCCAGCCCAGCCAAGCCUUCAAGCAUCCCGCCCCCCCAAUCCACCUGCCCCUCCUAGACUCUCCUUUUGCUGUGUGAGCUGUGCCCCCACGCGAUACCUACCAUGGCGCCACUCUCCAACGCACUCCUCGCCGCGACUCUCGCCGCCGGCGGCCUUGCGUCUGCGGUCCCUCCCCGGGUCGGGAUCCCGGUGCCGCCCAUUGGCAGUAGUGGAGCCUUCUCCGUUGGCCAGGUGCACAACUCGCGCCAUGUGAGGCACGGCCCCAUUGCUCUGGCCAAGGCGUACCGCAAGUAUGGCAUCUCUAUUUCCGACGAGCUGGCCUCCGCUGUGGCCAGCAUCGUCCAGAAACGCUCGACGGGCAGCGAGACGACCGCCCCCGUGGAGUACGACGUCGAGUACCUCACGCCCGUCUCCAUCGGAAGCCCCGCCCAGGUCCUGAAUCUCGACUUCGACUCCGGAUCCAGCGACCUGUGGGUGUUCAGCUCCGAGACGCCCCGCGGCUCGGUGAACGGACAGUCCAUCUACAACCCGUCCAGGAGCAACACCUCCAAGAAGCUGACCGGCGCGACCUGGUCCAUCUCGUACGGUGACGGCAGCGGUUCCAGCGGCGACGUCUACCUGGACACGGUCACCGUCGGGGGCCUCACGGUGAAGAGCCAGGCGGUCGAGCUGGCGCGGCAGGUCUCGUCGUCCUUCACGGCGGACAGCGACAACGACGGCCUACUAGGCCUCGCCUUCAGCAGCAUCAACACCGUCUCCCCGACUCCCCAGAAGACCUUCUUCGACACCGCCCUGCCGUCCUUGGACGCCCCGGUCUGGACCGCGGAUCUGAAGCAUGAUGGCCCGGGCAAGUACAACUUCGGCUACAUCGACAAGACGGCCUACACCGGCGCGCUGUCGUACACCCCCGUAGACAGCAGCGACGGCUUCUGGAUGUUCACGGCGUCGGGCUACGGCGUGGGCAGCAACGUCUCGUCGUCGACGUCGAUCCGCGGCAUCGCCGACACGGGCACGACCCUGCUGCUGCUCCCCACCGCCGUCGUGCGCGCCUACUACGCCGGCGUCCGCGGCGCCAAGAACGACCGCACCCAGGGCGGCUACGUGUUCCCCUGCUCCGCCGCGCUGCCCGACUUCACCUACGGCGUCGGCUCCGGUGGUGGCCAGGUCACCGUCCCCGGCGAGUUCGUCAACUUCGCCCCGCUCGAUGACGGCAGCAACCAGUGCUUCGGCGGCAUCCAGGACGACGGCGGUAUUGGGUUCGCCAUCUUCGGAGAUGUCGCCCUCAAGGCUGCCUUUGUUGUCUUCGACUCGGGCAAGAAGCAGCUCGGCUGGGCGGCGAAGAAGCUCGCCUGAGCGGAGAUUUUAAGCCGCCGCCUGUGGAUGAAGAAGGGGGAGCUGAGCCGAGGGGGGGCUGGUAGAGGUCUAAACAAGACGACGCCUGACGUGUCCUGCACCACCCCGGCGCUGGGCGCGGGGGCGUGGAUUGUUGGGAAGGACCCACUAAAUACCCAAACCCGUCUUCCAUCGUCGACGCGUUUUUGUUCCUACUUUUACCCACAACUACCAGUAGGACAGACUACUAGCUGAAAACUAGUCACUGGGAGCACUCAGAAGAGACCAUCGCAGUUGUCUACGCAGUAGGCUUUAUUCCAUCAGCUAUUUAGCUUCCAAAAUGUGAUGCAAUGGUGUGGCUGCAUAUGUGGUCGACCAUGACGUCAUGCUCUCGAUUGACUUAUCACAUGUCAAAUCAUUGUGAGAAUUAACUUUCA
This is a messenger RNA of Phialemonium atrogriseum, 1881 nucleotides long. RefSeq names its product secreted aspartic proteinase precursor. NCBI's taxonomy places the organism in Eukaryota, Fungi, Ascomycota, Sordariomycetes, Cephalothecales, Cephalothecaceae. Gene Ontology annotation, molecular function: aspartic-type endopeptidase activity. The record is from RefSeq and is a predicted model, not a curated record. Gene Ontology annotation, biological process: proteolysis. The transcript is spliced from 2 exons. Bases 215 to 1465 code for a protein of 416 amino acids.